AUGGGUAGACUUAUUGGGUUAGAACUGCAUAACUUCAAAUCCUACAAGGACACGGUCAAAGUUGGAUUUGGCAACUCAUAUUUCACAAGUAUUAUUGGACCAAAUGGUUCUGGUAAGUCGAAUCUUAUGGAUGCGAUUUCGUUCGUGUUGGGGGUACGGAGCAGCCACUUGAGAUCAUCGGCGCUUGUAGAUUUGAUUUACAGAGGUAGAAAAGAACAUGAUGAUGAUGAUAGUGACCGAUCCAAGAGAGCACGUUCUUCUGAGCUUUCUGGUUCGUCACAAGUAUCAGAUUCCGAAAAUGAUGAGGAACCUAGAAGCGCCUAUGUUACGUGUGUGUAUCAGAAGAAUGACUCGGAUGAACCAACUAGAUUUACGAGGAUUAUUCAUUCCUCUGGCGAAAGUGUUUACAAAAUCGAUGGCAAAACUGUUAGUUACAAGAGAUAUAACGAGGAAUUAGAAGCGGAGAAUAUCUUAGUCAAGGCAAGAAACUUUUUGGUGUUCCAAGGUGAUGUUGAAAGGAUUGCCUCUCAGGGACCCGAAUCUCUAACCCUUUUACUUGAACAAGUUUCCGGGUCCAUUAACUACAAGAAUGAUUACGAAAGACUAAAGGAGGAACAUAGGCUAGCAUUGGCUGAGUUUACGGAUGCUCAUAAUGCUAGGAAAAAAGUGCAAAACGAUUUGAAGAGUUUCAAAGAAGGUGUGCAGAGGGAUGAGCAGUACAGAUCAAGCUUUGAAAUAAGAGACAAGUUGAAACAUAAUUACGUCUUGUGGGAACUGUUCCACAUUUUGGAGAAGAGAAAAGAUCUGGUGAAAGACUUGACAGUUUCAAAAACAGAAAUGAUAGCUCUCAAGAAUAAGCUCAACGAUGAGGAGAGGGUAUUGACCAAGAUCAAGUCAACAGCUGCAAAACAUGAGUUACAACUAAGUAAAUUGAAAGAUACUGUUGCACAAUUGGAAAAUGAAAAGACUUCAUUACAAUCGUCUCUUUUACCAGUAGGAAGUGAACGUUUAGCUACCAUUAAGAGAAUAAAUAACUUGGAAAAGAGGAUAACCUCUUUCAACAAGGAUAUGGAAAGACAAAAGGCUUACGUAAAGCAAUUCGAAAACCAAUUGAAAGUUGUCACUAAAACAAAGCAAACCUUUGAAAAGGAAUUAGAGAGUAUUCAUGCCAACCUCAGCAAAUUCAAACUAUCUGAAGAGGACCUAAAGCAAUAUGAGUUAUUGAAGAGCAAGUAUUUAACUUCGGGUGGGUCUCAAAUUGAGGAGAAAUUGGCCAUUUUAAGAAACGAUCAUCUCGAAAUAACUGAGGAGUGUGAAAUGGUUAACAAGAGACUUAAACUUACGAGAAGCAGAAUCACUGAUGAAUUACAGGUUGAUGCUGAAGCUUUGGAGACUGACUUAAAUGAAAUAACUCAAAAGCUAAAUGACAAAAACGCACUAGCUGCUACGAAAUCCAAAGAAUGGAAAACUACUCAAACGAGCUUAGAGUCUCUAAAGAACAAAGAAUAUGAAUUGAACUUUAAUUUGAGAGAUGUCCUCUUGAAAAUUGACGACUUGAACGCAGACCAAAGGGAAACAAAAAAAGAACGGAAACUAAGAGAAAAUGUAGCUAUGCUCAAGAGACUAUUUCCAGGAGUGAAAGGUUUGGUGCAUGAUUUAUGCCACCCAAAAAAGGAAAAAUAUGCUGUUGCGGUAUCAACUAUUCUCGGCAAAAACUUUGAUUCUGUUAUUGUUGAUAGCAUUGCUACAGCACACGAGUGUAUCCAAUACCUUAAGAAACAAAGAGCUGGUUCUGCGUCCUUCAUACCUUUGGAUACCAUUGACGUAAAUUCUCCUUCCUUGCCCGUUUCGGAUGUUCAAGGUUGUCUUUUAGCCAUAAAUGCAAUUGAAUACGAGUCGUAUCUUGAAAAGGCGAUGCAAUAUGUAUGUGCAGAUGCUAUAAUCUGUGACAAUCUUGAUCUUGCUAAAGAAUUAAAAUGGUCCAAGAGAGUAAAAGCGAAAUUAGUGACUUUGGAAGGCGCUAUCAUACAUAAGGCAGGUCAAAUGACAGGUGGUACAUCACAGAAAAACCAAAACAGAUGGAAUAAAGAUGAGUACCAAGGUUUAAUGGUACUAAAGGAUCAAGUAACAGAAGACUUGGCUAAAAUAUCAGGUGAAAUAAGACAAAACAACAUAAAAUCAAGAGAAUUAGAAAAUGACAUAUCUUUACUCAAUAAUGAAAUUUCUGGUCUAAGAACGCAAGUAUCCUCACUUCAGAGAACUUUGGAAGGGAAAUCAGUAGAAAUAAAACAUAAUGAAAAACUAAUAACGGAUGAAUUAGAACCUCAGAUCAAAACCUUUGAAAGUCGUAUUGAAGAGCUCAAUGCUAAAAUCAAAAAGCUCGAAGACCAAAAGGAUCUUCUUCAAGAGGAGAUUUUCAAACCGUUCACUGAAAAAUACGGAUUUUCCAUUAAGGACUACGAAAAGGGUACCGGUGAAGUGAUGAGAAAGCAUUCAAAGGAGCUUCAACAAUUCCAAAAGGAAAUCCUCAACAUAGAAAAUAAACUUGAAUUUGAAAAUGAUCGUUUACAGGUUACAACUGCCCGCCACGCCAAGGCAUUGAACGAUUUGCAAGACUUAAGAGACUCCCUUGGUGCACUUGAAAAGCAAGAAGAUGUCAUCACUAAUAAGUUAAACUCUGUUAAAGCAAAAAUUUUCCAAGAACAACAGGCUGUAGACAAACAACAAAAAGAUCUUGACGAGAAGGUUCAUAAUCUAUUGUCUUUUGAUAACAAUAUAUCCGAAAUACAAACCAACAUGCAAGCUGCAAAGAGAAAAGCGGAACAAUUGAAAGAAGAUAUUGAAUCUCUCGAUCUGGAACAGUUAAGUAUAUUGAAAAAUUGUAAAGUUUCAAACAUUGACUUGCCAAUGUUAAAUACAUCGCUUUCAGACGUUUCCAUUGAGGUGCUAGAUUCUAAUAAUACAAAUGUAGUGUCAGAAUUUGAUUACGAUUUUAGCGGUUUACCAGAAAAAUACAAGCAAAAUAAUGGUGAUAAUAUGAAGGAAGAAUUUGAAACAGAGAUCAAAAACAUUGAGGAUAAGCUGGAAAUGUUACAGCCUAAUUCAAAAGCUGUCGAAAGAUAUCACGAAACGAGGAAUAAGUUAGACGAGGCCUCUGCUGAAAACGAACAUCUAAGAGUAAAGGAGAAAAAAGCCAAGCAAAAGUUUCUUGAAGUUAAAGCCAAACGUAAAGAACUAUUUGAAAAAUGCUUUCAACAUGUUGAUAAACACAUCGAUCAAAUAUAUAGGGCUUUGACGAAAGAUCCUCAUGAUAAAUCUGAAUUGGCGGGUGGUAAUGCAUCAUUAACAGUGGAAAAUGAAGACGAGCCUUAUCUUGGUGGGAUUAGGUAUUUUGCUACGCCACCACUAAAAAGGUUCAAAGAUAUGGAAUAUUUGUCUGGUGGUGAGAAAACUAUGGCAGCUUUAGCUUUACUGUUUACUAUUAAUUCCUACCAACCAAGUCCAUUUUUCGUUUUGGAUGAAGUUGAUGCAGCUUUAGAUAUUACAAAUGUUGAAAGAAUAGCGCACUACAUCAAAAGGAAUGCGAACCCUAAUGCACAAUUCAUUGUCAUUUCGCUAAAGAAUGCGAUGUUUGAAAAGUCACAGUCUUUAGUUGGGGUUUUCAGAGAGCAGCAAGAGAAUUCUUCCAGGAUGGUAAGUUUAAAUCUUGAAAACUACGAGGAUGAUUGA
Messenger RNA from Kluyveromyces marxianus DMKU3-1042, 3729 nucleotides. RefSeq names its product cohesin subunit SMC1 (gene SMC1). Lineage: Eukaryota; Fungi; Ascomycota; Saccharomycetes; Saccharomycetales; Saccharomycetaceae. The coding region runs from base 1 to 3729 and encodes 1242 amino acids. The record is from RefSeq and is a predicted model, not a curated record. Gene Ontology annotation, molecular function: ATP hydrolysis activity; ATP binding; DNA binding. Gene Ontology annotation, cellular component: nucleus; chromosome; cohesin complex. Gene Ontology annotation, biological process: sister chromatid cohesion. The transcript has a single exon.